AUGGCCGACACCAACACAUCCUUUGAGAGCGUGAUCAAUUUGUCAGAACAUCUGGAUCUUUCGGAGUCGUUCUCGGAUGACUGGCUCAACGGCCGACAUGUCCUCAUCACCGGCGGUGCCGGAGCUCUCGGGUCCAAUUUCGUUCGUCGGUGGGCCAAGGCUGGAGCAACUCUGGUUAUUGGGGAUCGCGAUGCCGAGAAAGGCUCGCAACUCGUCGCCGAGCUACGACAGGAGUUUCAGAGGGACCAUGUCGCCUUUUUUGUCGAGUGCGAUAUCGUUCAGUGGGAGUCACAAGUCAAUCUAUUCCAAGAAGCCGCCAGGCUCAGCCUCCACGGCGGGAUUGAUGCGGUUAUCGCCAACGCUGGUGCUGGAGGACCGGACGUCUUGGGACUUCCAAACAGAGAAUUGCCCAGGCCACAUGCUCCUCCGGAUAUCAGCACCACAAUGACCAACUACGUCGGCCUGCUGUACACUGUUCAUCUCGCGUCCUACUAUUUGGCGCACAAUCCGGGAUCGACGCCAUGCUCGCCGAAGCCUCCAGUAGGCACGACUCGUACAUCGCGAGACCGUCACUUGCUACUCGUCGGCUCCGUGGCCUCUCUGACACCAGUGGUAGGAAGACCUCAAUAUACUGGAUCCAAACACGCUGUUCUGGGUAUCUUCCGGGCUUUGAGGGCGACGAGUUUCCUGUCUGGAAUACGGGUCACGCUUUUGUGUCCGUACUUUGUGGACAGUGCUAUGGUAGCGCCUCAUAUUAAGCCGCUGCUCGAGGGCACCAAGCUGGCGGAAAUGCAUGAUGUAGUCGAGGCUGCAACGCGAUUGGUGGCCGAUGAACGUAUUUCAGGCCGUGCUUUGGUUGUCGGACCACCACUACAGAGAUCAGGAAGCCAAGGGCUUCUUGUACCUGGUUUUGAUCCUGGAAGUAUAGACGAUAUGCGUAUUUGGGAUUGCUACGCAGACGACUACCAGAAGGUCCAGAUAUUCACUCGACGGCUAGUAAACGCACUUAGACAGCAGGAACUUGCAAAUGAGUUAAAAUAG
Molecule: messenger RNA, 1041 nt
Organism: Zymoseptoria tritici IPO323
Lineage: Eukaryota; Fungi; Ascomycota; Dothideomycetes; Mycosphaerellales; Mycosphaerellaceae
Exons: 1
Coding region: 1-1041 (346 amino acids)
Molecular function (GO): oxidoreductase activity
Source: RefSeq, a predicted model, not a curated record